Molecule: messenger RNA, 4135 nt
Organism: Bombina bombina (fire-bellied toad)
Lineage: Eukaryota; Metazoa; Chordata; Amphibia; Anura; Bombinatoridae
Gene: ULK4
Product: unc-51 like kinase 4
Exons: 37
Coding region: 154-3951 (1265 amino acids)
Biological process (GO): protein phosphorylation
Molecular function (GO): ATP binding; protein kinase activity
Source: RefSeq, a predicted model, not a curated record
GUCACACAAGAAAGGAAGUGGUCCUGGUGCACGCUGGCUGAUAUCAGUAAUAUAAGAUUGUCAGCUCUCGUUUAUUCUUCAGUUUCUACAGUUGGGUCACGAGCGAGUGCUGCAGUUGCAGAUAUCUCAUAAGAAGGAACAGCCCAGAGCAAGAUGCAGAACUAUAUUUUAUAUGAAGAGAUUGGAAAAAGAAGCAAAUCUGUUAUUUACAAGGGAAGAAAAAAAGGCACGCUCAGUUUUGUUGCCAUACUUUGUAUAGAGAAAAGUAAAAGACCGGAAAUAACAAAUUGGGUUCGUUUGACACACAAUAUUAGACACAAGAAUGUGGUUAAUUUCUAUGAGUGGUAUGAGACGAGCAACAGUCUUUGGCUGGUUAUGGAGCUGUGCACAGGGGGUUCACUUGAAACAAUUGUUUCUCAAGAUGAACAAGAGCCAGAAGAAACUGUGAGAAAAUUUGGCAUUGAUAUAGUGUCCGGCUUGCAUCAUAUUCAUGAACUUGGAAUUCUCUUUUGUGACCUUACACCUCGAAAGAUUCUUCUGGAUGCAUCAGGCACUAUAAAAAUUACAAAUUUUAGUUACUCAAAAGCAGAAGGGGAAAACUUAGAAGAAUUUUUUGCAAUGAUAAGAUCAGAAGAGAAUUCGGGUGAAACAGGUGAAUCCACACCUAGAAGAAACAUGAGAAAUCAAAUCAAAGGCUCACCAGUAUAUGCUGCUCCAGAAGUUAUUAAGGGAGCUGAUUUUACCAUUGCUAGUGAUUUGUGGUCAUUGGGUUGUGUCUUAUGUGAAAUGUUUUCAGGUCAGCCCCCAUUCUUCUCAGAAAGCUUUUCAGAACUGGUGGAACAAAUUGUAAAUAAAGAUUACUUGCCUCUAAAAGGACUUAAAUCUACCAAAGCAUCCUCAGAGUUUCUUUCUUUGCUAGAUGGCUUGCUUCAGAAAGACCCAAUGAAAAGGAUUACGUGGCCUGAGCUCUUAAAACAUCCUUUCUGGAAAGAUGCAUUUGUUGGAGAGGACAGUACAAUUCCUAUUUCUAACAACUCGAGGACAAAUCAGAAGGUUCCCCCAAAUAAUGAUUGCAAAGAAGAGUUUGAGGACAGUCUGCUUGUUACUACGGAGACCACUGCAAGUCAGCACAGGGCUUUUAAACUUGAAAUUCCAGCAGACCUGAGGCCUAAGAGUGCGCUUGAUGGAAAAUCAAAUGAGGACAUCUUUCUACUUAGUUCCUGCACAACCCCAAGAUCUCUUCAUCCAUUGGUUACCCCAAAAAAUGAUGCUGCGGCUAAAGACUCUUCACCAAAACCGGCAGAAGUUCUUAAGAUUGAAGAUGUAUGCGCCAGUCAGGAGGAUCUGAAUAGUAAAAUAAAAGGCCUCAUAUUUACUGAUGCAGAUCUGGUUGUAACGCCCAUCAUAGAUAAUCCAAAGAUUUCCAAGCCAUUACCAGUAAAAUUUGAUGCAAAAACAUUAGGUGUUCCAGCACACUCAGCUGAGAAACUAACAUCUCUGAAGGACCAGGACUGGAACAACCUCCUAGCGCAGAUAUGCUCUGUGCUUGACUCGGAGAAAGCAACGUCACAGGCUAAGCACAAUUUGCUCUGUUACUUGUGCACUGUGGCCAGCCACAAAGAAAUUGCUACCAGACUAAUCAACUCUCAGCUUUUCCCAUUGCUGAUACAUCAGUUAAGGGUAGUGUCAAAGUUGGAUGUACGUGAUAAAGUGGGGAAAGUCAUUGGCCUUCUAGCAGCCCACACAACAAACCUCAAGGAAAGUGUCCCUGUUACAGAGGCUAUCACCGUGCUGACUGAGCUGAUAAAAGAGAAUUCCAGGAACAGCAAGUUAAAGCAAUGUCAUUUGCCAUCUCUUGGAGAACUCAUUUAUGCUAUUGCUAUUCAAGAUGAAAGAAAAGAAGAAUCCAUAGAAUGCUGGACCGUUCCCUCAGCUGCUUACAGUAUUCUAAUGAGGUGUCUUUGGAAAAGGGAAGAACCUGUCAUUCAUCAUAUAACGGCAAAGAUUAUUGAGAAUGUUUGCACAACGGUUACCACUCACGUACAAGGCUUCAUAUCAGGAGAGGUUGGAUUAGACCUGUGGCAUAUUUUCUCCAGUUAUACUGUUGACGCUCUCAGAAUAACCGCUAUCUCGGCAUUAUGUAGGAUCUCCCGCCAUUCCCCUUCUGUCAUCCAUAGUGUCCUUGAGAAAGUUGGAUUUACUUCAGUGAUAAAUUCCUUGGUGACAGGAAUAACUAAAGUUCAGCAGUACAUGCUCACCAUACUUUCUUCUAUGUUGUUGUCAGGAAUCCGUGUUGAAAGACUUACACAGCAAAAGGAAUUUGUUACCAGGAUAAUACAUCUUUUGGAAAGCCCCUCUACAAUAAUUCGAGCCAAAGCUUUUCUGGUUCUCUUGCAAGUUUUAAUCAACAACAAAGAUAUGCUACUGCUGUGCUGCCAAACAAGGCUGGUAAUGUACAUUGAAAGAGACAGCCGAAAAAAUGCAACAGGAAAGGAACAGCAAAGCGUCAACAAAUACCUGUCAGCAUGCCUGGAGCUUCUCAUCCAUCACAUAGUGCACGAGCUUCCAGGCAUCUUCGAGGAUAUUCUCAAUGCUUUAUCAGAUGUGUCAGGGCGUAAGCAUCCAUCAAUUGCUCAGGCUAAACAGUUAAAGAUGUGCCUUCCCAAUAUGGCGAGUGUGCUCCAUCUGGUAACAUCUCAGGUUUUUCGACCUCAGGUCAUAACAGAAGAGUUUCUUUACAGCUGUGGAACCUUGCUAAAUCAUAUUAAAUCUGUAGAUGCUGGUGAAACUAAUUUGGAAAGAGCCGUCGGUCAAGCUGCAUCAAAUGAACUGAUCAGGACAGCUCUAUCAACGUUGGAAGCAGUAACCCAACAUCCAGUCUUGUUGACACUUCACCGCUCCCCAGUUGUGGAUUGCAUCCUCCCACCUUUAGUCUCCCUGGUAUGCAGCCAGAAUGUGGAAUGGAGGCUUUUCAGCUUGCGGCUUCUGGCAGAAACCACAUCACUGCUUGUCAACCACGAAGCCAUGGCAGAGGGGAGAGAGAAAAGGCUUAGCACAUUCCUGUCUCUGGUCACACAUUCAUUGCUCCCAGUGUAUGAUCAAUUCCUUCUGCAACCAGAUCCUAUACCAGUAUAUGCUUUAAAACUCUUGGUGCCGCUGACAGAAUAUAGUCCUGCAUUUAUAAGGGCAAUUGAAGAAAACAAUCUAGUUCCAGUUUUGUUCCAGGUGAUUAUGGCACAUCAAGACAAUGUGUUGGGAAAUGUCAUCCAGAACGCGAUUUCAUUGUUGUGCAACCUAGUAUCUAACAAAGAUACUAAAUUGAAUCUUCUCUAUGAGCAAGGUCUGGUACACCAUGUCACAAACAUGAUAAUAGAAACAGCCGCCUUGUACCUUGAAGUAGAGGACAAAAGCAGAGUAAAGAUUGCUAACGCACAACUAAUUAUGUUACUCGAUAUACUGCACUAUAUGCUGAAAUACACAUCAGGUGUAAUACGACUGGUAUUGCAGAGUCAAAAGUCAGGACAAGGAGGAGACACUCAUGUUGCUGAGGACCUACUGGUUACCAAUAAACCUCUAACUGACCUAACUAGCCUGCUAAUUCAACUGUUGCAUUCUGAGGAUCCAGAAAUAUAUGAAAAUUCAUCACACUGCUUGUCUAUAAUGGUCCAGCUUUAUGGUGGUGAAAACCAAGAUAGCAUGUCCCAAGACAACAUGAAAAGCUUUUCUCAACUGCUGUUGGUUAAGAGGGAACCAAAACAACAAAAAAUCUUGCUGAGCAUCAUUAAAAGACUGAUAACAUCAAAUCAGAAACAUUUAGAGAAUAUUAAGAAUGAUGGUGGUGAUCUCAUACAGACUAUUGAGAGGCUGGCGCAGGAUCCCAGCUUGAAAGCUGCCGUGGUAUCUCUAGCGCAUGAAAUUCUCAACACAGUUCAACAUUCAAAAGCACCUUAAAAAACCAUUGCCGUUCUUCUGCCAAACUUAUUCUUGCAACAAAAUGUGUAUUUCUUAUAAAAUAUGCUAAAUGUUUUCUUGUUAAUAGUUGUAAAAUUCCUAUAGAUGAAUUGUUCUAAAUAAAACCUCAGUUGAUAACAUUUUAUACACGUUUUUCAAAAAUAAAUGGACAACCAAAGUGCAA